UUCACACUCUGAAGGAGAUCAGUGUGACUUCUGAGUGAUUGUGUGUGGGAAUGUCGUGGCCCGGACUGUGUGUCUGUCAAUGAACGGAGCUGUGAGUCCAUCCACACUGUCACGAUGUGGAGACCCGCACUCACGCUGGCCCCAGCGGCGGGACUCGGACCCCGCGCUGCUGCUGCUGCCGCCGCCGUCACCUGCCUGCUCGUGACCGGGAUGCUCGUCUUUACUGUGGGUCACCCGAGCAGCGGAGAGCCGGGGGAGCGUCCAGCUGAGGACGCGCGCGGGAAAGCUUUCUCCGCGUAUUUCAGGAAACUGACCAGGGAGAGGAGAGCAAUGAGCGGCCCCCCGCGGAGCAGUGCUCCCCCCGGGCCCGUGGAGCGUCUGACCCCCGCUGACCUGUUCAUCGGAGUAAAAACAACCGGCAGGUAUCACCGGCAGAGACUGGAGCUGCUGCUGGACACCUGGAUCUCCAGAAACAUGCACCAGACGUAUGUGUUCACUGAUGGAGAGGACAAAGACCUGAGGAAAAGGAUGGGAGAUCACCUGAUCAAUACUAACUGUUCAGCGGCACACAAUCGUCAGGCCCUGUCCUGUAAAAUGGCUCUGGAGUACGACACAUUUAUCACCUCUGGAAAGAAGUGGUUCUGUCACGUGGACGAUGAUAACUACGUGAACGUGGUGUCCCUCCUGAAGCUCUUGUCUCAGUACAGUCACACAGAGGACGUUUACAUCGGCCGGCCGAGCCUCGAACGCCCGAUAGAGGCCACGGAAAAGCUCGGCACCGCUGAGAUGAGGCAGGUGCGUUUCUGGUUCGCCACAGGCGGAGCAGGGUUCUGUCUGAGCCGUGGCCUCGCUCUCAAGAUGAAACCCUGGGCGAGUGACGGCACUUUCAUGACAACAGCUGAGCUCAUUCGCCUCCCCGACGACUGCACUGUGGGCUACAUCGUGGAGGCACUGCUCGGUGUCAGCCUCAUCCGGUCAGCUCUGUUCCACUCUCACCUGGAGAACCUGGGACUGGUGUCAGACAUACACAGCCAGGUUACCCUCAGCCACGGCACUGUGGAAAACAACAGAAACACUGUCAAUGUGAAUGGCCCGUUGUCCCUUAAUGAAGACCCUACAAGGUUCAGGUCUGUCCAUUGUCUGUUGUACCCAGACACUCCUUGGUGUCCCAGCCCCUGGCGACAUUAACAGCCAUCCAGAGACAGACGGUGGGCGACAGAGUCAGUGUUUGAAAGGAAGGAUAAAGAGAUGAAGUCCCACUGCUGCCCUUCGCUGACUCUUCAAGUACUGUUGCAUUACUUUGACCCUGAACUCCUGGGUUGACCUUGUGGUGAAUUGUUCCUUCGUGUGACUUAAAGCUAAGGCUGUCACAGCUGCCUGAUCUCAUUGUUCAGCUUCAGUUGUCCUUGUCCCGUCAGCUUCAACUGCAUUCUGUGUUUUAUUUUUGCCCAUCGUUUUAUCAGGUAUAAUAACUUCGCUGCUGAGAGGCGGGAACACGGCACCAAAACAUGUGACUGGGCAAUCGGCAUGAUCGCAACGACUAAGAUCUACCUUGUUGAUCCAUUUCAAAUGUGCAGGCAGAGGAUUUUGAUGCCUUGAACAGGUUUCAUUUUUUAAAAUGAGAUAAUAUAAGCUGUUUGAUUUAUUAUUACGAUAAGAACUAAAACAUGCUCUGAGAGCACAAACAUCCAAGAACACUUAAAAGCUAAUAUUAAUGAGAGUGUGAGGGGAAAAUAAUCCUGUAUCCACCUUCUCAAUUGAAUCUGCUCCAUCAUUUGAUUGAGUGGCAACCUGUCCAGGGUGUGCCCCGCCUUUUGCCCUUUGUCAGCUGGGAUUGGCACCAGCAACCCUCAUGCUGAGUGAUGCCUCGCCUCUCUACAAAAUGUCAGGGAAAUCAGAUUUGAGGAUUUCAAAUGAGGAAGACAAAUGGCACCAAACACAAAACACACGGAAACUAAUCCAAUGAGACAAAGGUUGUAAUGAAGAGGGAUUAUUCAAGUUGAAGUAAAUGGACUUUAGGUCCAGCAGAUCCAGUCUGGAUAUGUCAAUUCUGGACCAAAGGUCAGAAUCAGCAAAAGAAAUGAAAGGAGAUAGAUUUAAGUUUAUCUCUUCCCCCCACACACACACACACACACGUGUUCAUUGUUCCCCUCUCUUCUGAAUGUCAGUGAAUAUUGUUCUGCUUCUUCACUCCGCUGCACCUCCUCACGCUCCGGUGUUGACAGCGUUUGAGUCGGUGCAUGUGGCUGCAGCUGUGACGCAAACACAGAAGCACGGAUGUAUCUGAAGUUUGAUCUCAUCAGUGUUCAGUAUUAUCCUCCCUCUGAAGUAUGAUAUCGUAACUCUAUGACUGAGCACUUUCAUUUCUGCUGAUUGCAGACCAUGUUUUGAUAAAAGAAGGAAAUGUGCUUAUUUUGCUUCUUCUUCUUUAUAGACAAAAUAUAAACACCGCUCACGUCUGAGUGCUGCCUCCUCUGGUCAAAAUAACUCACAUUUACACAUAUAAAAGUGGGUGUGUCAAUGAAUGCUACCCACUGAAGCCGUCACAGUUUGGUAAAAAAAAUUCAGACUUACCAUAGUCACCUUAAAAUAAAUGUUCAUUAAUCAGAUUUGGAUGCACAGUAUUCAUGCUAGAUUAAGCUAAUAAGCACAUUUCCUAAAACUUCCUUUAACAGCUCUGUGUGGACCAGUUUUCUAUGGAAGUUCUUCCAUAGAAAACAAUGGAUAUCACCUGUAUUUAUCCAUUUACGGUUAGAUGACUGAUGUUUUUUGAAGGUUACAGUUGUGUAAAAAGGACAUUUGCCCCCUUUUAUUGAGAACUGACUCAUGUUGAGUCGUCUUCUGUAUUUUCUGUGCAUUGGAAGCAGCUGAUGUUGUAACUGAAUGAAGGUUAUUGAGUUAAAUAUUCAGUCCCAUGUUAAAUGAAUGUAUAUGAUGAUUUUUUUUUUUUUUGCUUCUGAAGCGUUUAUGUGCUCUCUCCAGUAUCUGGACCGUCUGAGGACGUUAUGGCUGAAGUCAAUAAAGUUUUUGGUCAAAUA
Molecule: messenger RNA, 3038 nt
Organism: Solea senegalensis (Senegalese sole)
Lineage: Eukaryota; Metazoa; Chordata; Actinopteri; Pleuronectiformes; Soleidae
Product: beta-1,3-N-acetylglucosaminyltransferase lunatic fringe-like
Exons: 8
Coding region: 115-1188 (357 amino acids)
Biological process (GO): pattern specification process; regulation of Notch signaling pathway
Cellular component (GO): Golgi membrane
Molecular function (GO): O-fucosylpeptide 3-beta-N-acetylglucosaminyltransferase activity
Source: RefSeq, a predicted model, not a curated record